This is a messenger RNA of Hyla sarda, 4043 nucleotides long. RefSeq lists its product as uncharacterized. The transcript is spliced from 7 exons. The record is from RefSeq and is a predicted model, not a curated record. Lineage: Eukaryota; Metazoa; Chordata; Amphibia; Anura; Hylidae. Bases 309 to 4037 code for a protein of 1242 amino acids.
UCCCCUUAUAGCCAUGUGCUCCCGACCGCGCCAGAUGAUGACAUAUUUUUCUGGGAGCCGCGCUAGGACUAAACUACUGCCAACGUGGAAGCAAAUCGCAAUUCGUUGCUUUUUUUUGGCCCCUUUUUCUCCCCGUAACCUUCUAAAAAUAUUUGUUCACUUUUUUCAUUAGGUAAAUCCUGCUGCCCCUGAGUCCGGCCCUGACCGGGGAGGGAUCAGCUUUUCCGGGAAUAGGAGGAGAGCCCUCGCCUUAUCGCCCCACUUUCUGGACCCCACCUCAUCCCCGGAGCAGUGUCAGGUUUUCCAUCAUGGCGGUGGUGAAUGUUGGUUUUCCCGUACAAGAAACAUCCAGUGAAGUGGAUUCUGGAAACUUUUCAGAGACACCUCUGAGUGUAGAGGAGACGCCUAACCCUUCUAUAAGCCAAGGACCGAAACCCAAAGUCUAUAAAGGAAAUAACUCAACCUCUACCGUGACCUUCAAGGGGGAACACGUUUUUAUAAACAAGACACGGGAGACAAACAAAGUCUUCACAUCAGAUGGCAACAGCUUUACAGAAUCAGGACACAACGGUUAUGUGGUUUCCAAGCCCAAUGAUAAUAUAUGUGGCCAUCAUGGUGGAAAUGCCUCCAACUCCAGAACUGAUGAUUGUACCAACAUAGACAUCUAUACUGACGCUAAGUCAUGCAAACUACAAGAUGGCGAUAACACUGACACAAAUAACACCAUAGAGCUAGAGAACGAAACAUCCACAGAUCAUGGAAGAAACAAUGAUGACCUUUCAUGCUUUAGACCAUCCACUGAAGAAACUGAUGUCAAUGAUGGAAUUGGAAAAGCCCUAGAUGGCAAUAAUCCUAAUGACAAGUCUUCCACAGGUCUUGAACACGACAGCCAUGUCAAAAAAGUCAUCAGGCCGGGCAACUUUACACCCCUGACUUUGAAGUUGGAGGACAGGGUUACAGCCGACUCUGAAGAGAACCUAACAUUGGAAAGUCACAGAUCAAACAACGGUGCCACUAAGGUCGUCUUUGAAUCAGGACACAAAGGCAAUGUGGCUUUCAAGCCCAACGAUAAUAUACAUGGCCAUCAUGGUGGAAAUGCCUCUAUCUCCAAAACUGAUGAUGGUACCAACAUAGACAUCUAUACUGACGCAACAUCAUGCAAAUUGCAAGGUGAAGUCAACACGGCCAAAAAUAAUACCAAAGAGCUGGAGAACAAAACAUCCACAGAUCAUGGAAGAAACAAUGAUGACCUUUUAUGCUUUAGACCAACCACUGAAGAAACUCAUGUAAAGGAAGGAAAUGGCAAAGCCUUAGAAGUCACGAGCCCUACAGACAAGUCAUCCACAGGUCUUGAACAACACAGCAUUGUCAUAGAAGUCAUCAGGCCAGGCAACCAUCCAACCAUGGUCCUGAAGUCUGAGGACGGUGCUAGAGCUGGCUCUAAAGAGAACAACCUAACAUUCAAAAGUCACAGAUCAGACAACAGUGCCACUAAGGUCUUUGAAUCGGGACACAAUGGUGAUGUUGACUGCCAGCACAAUGGUGAAAUAUUUGCCCAUCAUGACGCUACCAGCAGUAUUUCUGGAGGCGGUCAGACAGGUGGGAAUGCCUCCAGCUUCAGAAUUGAUGAUGGUGCUCCAUGCUGCAUGCUGCAAGGUGAAGCGAACACGGCCAAAACGACCACAUACAACGGGGGAGGCAACAAUGACUAUUUAUACCAUGGGCCAAACAUUAAUGAAACUGAUGUCAGAGAAGAAAACAAAUCCUUGGAUGGGAAUAUUCCUAAUAAUGGUUCCUCCACAGGUUGUGAACAAGUCAUUAAUGUCAUCAGGAAAGACAUCCAUACCACUGUGUAUUAUAACCAUAAAAUCUCUAAGUCAGAGGACAGUUCUACAGAAGGUUCUGACAUAAACAACACUGCCACUAAGACCUUUGAAUCUGGUCACCAUCUUGAUGUGGGCAAUAAAAUAUUUGCCCAUCAUAAGGUCAAAAAUAACUUUUCUGCCACCAGUCAGACUGGUGGAAAUGUCUUCAGAAUUGAUGACAGUAUGGAUAUAAAUACUUGUCAUACCACCACAUGCUUUAGGCAACAAGGAGCUAAAUUGGACAAAUAUAACCCCAUAGACUCAGAAAUCAAAACUUCCACAGACCAAGGAGGGGACAACAAUACCUUGUCAUGUCAUGAAUCAAAUAUUAAAGAAACUGAUGUCAAAGAAGGAAAAAGUGAAAUCUGCAAUGGCUCCUGCCUUAAUGACAACUCUGUCACCAGGUCAUAUGAUGAUACGGCCAUGAUCAUGGAGUUAGGUGACGGUUCCACAACCGGCUUUGAAGAGAACAACCUCGCACUGGAAGGGGAUAGAUCAAGCACCUGUGCCGCUAAAGUCUGUAAAUCAGAAGACAAUGGUGAUGAGAGUUACAGACACAAUGGUGAAAUAUUUGCCUAUCGUAAAGUUAACCCCAGUGUGACUGAAGCCAUUCAGACUGGUGAAAAUGCCUCCAGCUUCAGAAUUUCUGGUGGUACCAAUAUAGAUGCCCAUCCUACCACUACAUACUGCAAGGUGGAACUAGACCAAAAUAAUGCCAUAGACCUAGAGAUUGAAUUUCCCAGAGACUAUGGAGAAGGCAACAAUGACUUUUCAUAUUGUAGACAAACCAUCAAUGAACCUGAUGUUAGAUAUGACAACUCUACUGCUGGUCCUCCACAAGAUUCCACUGAAGUCAUCAAAUCAGACGACCAAACCACCAUAACCCUGAGGCCGGACAACAGUGCUACAGAAGACUGUGAAAAGAACAAUUCUACACUGGGACAGAAUGGAUCAGACAGUACUAUGAAGGUCUUCGGAUCAGAACCCAAUGGGGAUGUAGAGUGCAGAGCCCACGAUGGAGCCUGUAAGAUUGGUGGAAAGACCUCCACAGACCUCAGCCCCAGCACCUUCAGAAUCAAUGAUGGUACCAAUAGAAACGCCCACAUAAGAGGAAGGAGAAAAGACCGAAAUCCAGAUGAUAAAACCUUCUCAAGUCAUAGAAGAGAUAACAACGACCUCUCACGCCAUAGACCCAAGAGCCAACAUCAAAAUUGUGAUUCCUUGACUUCCACUAAUUCUGCCGACGUCCAACAAGAUGGUACCGGUUCAGUUAUCACUACACGCGGUGACCAUGUUUCCUUACCCUGUAUAUCUCGGAUCUGUAACCCUUUAGAGACUAAAAUGGACAAGUACAAUCACAGUAAACCAUCCUCAGGAGUAUACAAUCCUUGGAAAGUUUUACCCCUUAUCCUCUGGAUGAUGCCUUUAGCCGACGCAGCACCUACACGAGAUUUCACAGUAACGUCACAAAUGCGGAGCUAUCACUUCUGUGCGGAUGGAUUCCUCAUCGGCCAACUCCUCACCAUUAACGACAUGGAUAAUCGCACUGGGCUGAAUUGUACAAUUAACUUCACCAGUGUUGGGUUCUUCCAUAACUGUUUAGAAUCUGGAUAUUUGUUCUUUGGGAAAAAUGAGACGUGUGUAGAAAUGUUGACUAUGAACCUGAACACAACGGACUACAAUAUGAAGUAUACGAUCACCUGGAAUGGAGAUUACCCUAAUGGACAUCCUGUCCCAGGAACCCCUGGAGACCUGCUGAGUGCUGCCGAAGUGAUGGCCAAAAUAGCCAAAUACACCAAAACCCUUAACACAACACCGGCACCGCUGAAUGGACAAAACAACACAACAACGGCGCCACUAUAUGGACACAACAACACAACAACGGCGCCACUAUAUGGACACAACAACACAACAAAGGCACAAGAGAAAGGAGAUCACUCCAAGACUUCAUGGAUUAUUGCGGGACUCCUUGUAGCCGGUCUUGCAGUCGGUCUUUGUGUGUUAGGGAAAAACUGGUCGAAAUUUAAGAGUUGGGUCGACUCUUGUAGAAGACGUAACACCAAUAGAGCUUCCAAUAACGAAAACAAUGAAUGUGCCAUACCUUUAAGGGAAAUGGCCAAUGGGCACAUGAAUGGACAUGUUCCCAAUGAGGAAAGUCAGCAAGAAAAUUAGGCCCCG